ACCUGGGAGUUUAUUUCGAAAUGCCGAAGAUAAUUGAACUCAGGCCGAACAAAGAACUGGUGAAUGUUAAAUUUGAGAAGUACCAGUUCUCUCCAGAGGUUGUGCCAAUUACUGAGGAGAUAAAUCUAUCAAAAAAUGUCAUUCACCUCGAGCCAUCAGUCGGUCAGGACUCCCUCCUGGAAGCUCGUCUCUUUGCCUUCCACAACCACCUGUUCCAGAGCCCCUAUGACGAUUCCUGCUGGUUCUUCGAUAAUGACGAAAAUUUGUGGUGUUUACAGUCCACCCAGACUCUCCACCAUGUCCACUCUCUCCCCAAGCCCAACCCCAAAUCCUACAACUCCACAAUUGCCUUUGCAUCCCCGAGUGUCAGUGUCCUCUCCAACGGAGGAAAUGCCCUGCAGGUUCUGGUGAAAAAUCAGGACCACCAGAAUGUCAUUUCCAUCGAAGAAAUUAAUUCUGGAAUCUUGAUGGCUGCUAGGCACGUCCUGGAGGACGAUUCCCUCGUUAUAGUCCUGGUGUCCAUUGUCGAGGAGAACAGCAAGAAGAGAUCCAAACUAAUUGUGCUGCAUUACUCGAUGAAAAAUUGCGAAAGCACGUCAGACCUCGCCAUUGAAUUCUCCAGACGACAGGAGCUGAUGGUGAAUGGUGCUGUUGACUACGUUCAGGUAGAAUCCUCUGGGGGUUUUCUGGAUGUCCUGAGUGGAGAUAUGGCCAAGUUCACACAUGACUCGGUGAAACCCAUAGCCGGUGACACCUCGACAGACAAGACAGACGUGAAAAUACCCAAGUACUAUUGGUCCCAAGACGAGGAUUCCCUGACUGUUUGGCUGAAGAUCCCUGAAAGGCUUGGAGAUGCAGUGGUGGAUGUCAGGGUGACGGCCACAUCACUUGCAGUUGCUCUCGGUGACUCGAUUCUCAUGCAGGGGAACACGCCAUUCAGAAUCGAUGAUGGAACUGCCACUUGGAGCAGGGACCAGGACAUUUUCAGGCUCGAAGUGAUGAAGCAGGAGAUUGGCCAGAUGUGGAAUGAGCUCAUAAAGGGAGAUGCUGGUGGAGAGCUUCUGCCGAAUGAAAAGUUGGCAGCGGAAAUUCACUCGAGACUGUCCCACCUUUGCACGGACCAGCCAGAAGAUGCCCCUGCCCAGCCAGCGAUUGGUUUCAACGCUGAGCAGCUGGAGGAGUGUGACCUCGAGGGUGAUCAGAGCUACCUUCAGAGGAUCGACCUGCAAGAACACCUGACAACUCACCUGGCUCUUCUCGGCAACAACAAUCGACUUCUCUUCACCCAGGCCCACCGUCUCUGCAUACGUCAGGAUCACGAUGGAUGUGUGUGGAGGCUCGUUGAAGACCCCACUGACUGGACUGUCCAGCACGAGAGCAGUUUACCUGGAUUUGGAUACGUGGAAGCCAGCAAAAGCAACAAAAAAUUCUGCGUAUGCCCGAGGAACGGCCAUUACGUGGCCAUCAUCGAGCACAACAGGCAUUCAUUUAUUUAUGCAAAACCAGGGUUAGAUGCCAGAGUGUCAAAACAACAAAUCGUUGAUCUGGGAUCAGAGAGUCUUCCCAUCAUGGGAGCAAUCGCCACUGACGACUACCUCGUCCUCCUGACUCAGAACAAAUUGUACAGACUCAAAGUGAAUUGAUAAAAUAAUAUUUAUGUAUUUCUUAUCACAAAUAUAUCUUUUUCUAAAAAAAUCUGUUGUCUAUGUUAAUUAAUUACUAACUUGGAAUUUGUUUAAUUAUUUAUUAGUAUAAUAACUAUUAAUAAAACAUGUGUGA
Molecule: messenger RNA, 1779 nt
Organism: Diachasmimorpha longicaudata
Lineage: Eukaryota; Metazoa; Arthropoda; Insecta; Hymenoptera; Braconidae
Product: nudC domain-containing protein 1
Exons: 3
Coding region: 21-1643 (540 amino acids)
Source: RefSeq, a predicted model, not a curated record